This is a messenger RNA of Gadus macrocephalus (Pacific cod), 2962 nucleotides long. Its product is annotated as glutamate receptor ionotropic, NMDA 2D-like. The record is from RefSeq and is a predicted model, not a curated record. Lineage: Eukaryota; Metazoa; Chordata; Actinopteri; Gadiformes; Gadidae. Gene Ontology annotation, molecular function: NMDA glutamate receptor activity; transmitter-gated monoatomic ion channel activity involved in regulation of postsynaptic membrane potential. Gene Ontology annotation, biological process: long-term synaptic potentiation; synaptic transmission, glutamatergic; excitatory postsynaptic potential. Gene Ontology annotation, cellular component: plasma membrane; NMDA selective glutamate receptor complex; postsynaptic density membrane.
GGUGAUGACCAUCGGCUCAGGGAAGGUGUUCGCCACAACGGGCUACGGCAUCGCGCUGCACAAGACGUCCCGCUGGAAGAGACCCCUGGACCUCGCCCUGCUGCAGCUAGUGGGGGACGACGAGAUCGACAUGUUGGAGCGACUCUGGCUGUCGGGGAUCUGCCACAAUGACAAGAUCGAGGUGAUGAGCAGUAAGCUGGACAUCGACAACAUGGCGGGGGUGUUCUACAUGCUGCUGGUGGCCAUGGGCCUCAGCAUGCUGGUGUUCGCCUGGGAGCACCUGGUCUACUGGAAGCUCCGGCACUGCAUGACCCGCUCCGGCGGAAUGGACUUCCUGCUGGCGCUGAGCCGGGGGAUGUACAGCUGCUGCCGCUUCGAGGACGAGACGUCCCCUCCCGGGCUCCAGGGCUCGCUGCCGCUGUACCACACCGUGGCCCCCGCCGGCCCCCAGCAGCACCUCGUCACCGCCACCGUCACCAACACCACCGCCAUCGCCAUGGUGACGCAGCAGCAGCAGCCGGCGCAGGGCCAGGCCUACACCCUGCUGCCGGGCUCCCCGCCCCCCCCCCACUCGGCUGUGGCCCUGGGGCCCUCCACCAGCCCCCUGUUGGAGGGCCCCAUGCCCUGCUCCUCCUUCCUGCCCCGCCACGACCGGCGCCUGGCCGUCGUGGACCGCUGGAACCGGCCCAAGGAGAAGAGCGGGGGGGGCCCCGGGGCCCCCGGGGGGGGCGUCGGGAUCGGGGGCCUCGCCGGGGGCAUCACAGAGCUGCAGGCUCCGCCCCCGCCGCUCCAACACAGCCUGGGCCCGCCCUGGACCCUGCCUGGAGGGGGAGGAGGGGGAGGGGGGGGGGACCCCGGGCUGGACGAGUACAAGCGGUACUACGGGCCGAUCGACCCCGAGGGCCUGGGGCCCGCCGCGGAGCCCCCGCCGGGGCCCGGCCAGCAGACCCCCCAGGCCAACCCGCGGGGGGGGCCCCAAGGGCCUGCCCCGACCGCCCCCUCCCAAGGGCCCCCCGCAACCCGCGCCGGGACAUGUGAUCUCCAACGCAGGGCCUCCUCCUCCUCCUCCUUCUGGAGGAGGGGCAGCCUGGGGCCCCCCCGCAGGAAGAGCUCCACGGGGCCGCUGUACGAGAACAUCCUGCCCCUGGGGAGGCGCGGGGGGGGGCGCUACCCCGCCAGGGAGGCCCUGGGGAGACGGGGCCAGAGACCCCCGCCUCCUCUCCCGCUGCCCGUCUCCCUCUCCUCCCCCACGCACACCCCCACCACGCCCUCCUCCCCGCGCCGCUUCUCCUCUUCCGGCUCCAGCGCCUCCUCCUCCUCUUCGUCCUCCUCUUCGUCCUCCUCCUCGUCCUCAUCCCCCUCCCCCUCCCGCUCCUCCCCGUCCUCCUGCUCCUCCUCCUACGACUCCUCCCUGAGCUUCCGGUACCGCGCCGGGGACCGCCAGGCCGACCCGGCCGAGGACUCGGACCUCCUCACGGAGGAGUCCGGCCUGCUGGCCACCGCCGCCGCCGCGCGCAGGAAGGCGCGCUCCCGCCGCACCUCGUCACGCUCGCUGCCCUGCAGCCCGCCGCCGCCGCCGCCGCUGCCGCCGCGCAAGCCCCGCCUCCCGAGGGAGGAGCUGAGGGGGCGGGCCGACGGCCAGCUGGCCCAGCUGCAGGAGUGGUGGGCCAGCUGGGGGGAGCGGGGGCGGGACAGGGGCCCGCCGCCGCCGCCGGCCCGCCAGGAGAAGGGCCGGCAGAAGGAGCGCGAGCAGGAGCGCCGGAGGAGGAAGAAGGGGAGGAAGAGCAAGAAGAGGGAGGAGCGGGAGAGGGAGAGGGAGCGGGAGCGCAAGCACCGCAAGGCCAAGAGGAGGAAGAAGAAGGAGGCCAGGAAGAGGGAGAGGAAGAGGUCGGAGCAGGAGGCGGGCGAGCCGGAGAAGAGGGAGGAGUCCUACCGCAAGAAGAGCGAGAGCUCGGUCCGGAGCUACGGCUGGGACCUCCCGGGGGAGGAGCCCAGGGGGGAGGAGCCCAGGGGGGAGGAGGGGGGAGACCAGGGGGACGGGAGGAGCAGGGAGCGGCCGUACCGCCGGAGGGACAGCAAGGCCUUCCCCGACGCCAGCGGCAAACCCACCUCCUCCGUCAAGUUCUGGGGCGCCGGGACCCCCGCGCUGGGGGCCGGCCCGGCGGCCUUCCUCCCCCCGCUGCCUCCCCCCUCCAAGCCCCGCAGGAGUAGAGGCUCGGACAGGGAGGGGGAGGAGAGGGAGAGGGAGCGCGACGAGGUGAUCGGGAUCUACUCGGACAACGAGGGCUCCUCGGGGGAGUUCGGGAAGUUCGAGAGGUACUGGGAGGGCCACGAGAGCCGGGCGGUGGGCGGCAUCGGGGGCGGGGGCUGGUUCUUCGGCACGUACCCCUCCAGGGACAAGUCCGGGAGCGUCACCUCCAGGGAGGACCCCUCCCCGCGCUGGGGGGGGCGGGGAGAGCGGCUGGGUCCCCGGGCGGCGCCCUGGGUCUCCUCCCGGAGCCAGGAGGAGCUGUUCCAGCACUGCCAGAGCUUCGGCGGCGCCCCCAGCGCCCAGCGCCUCUCCUCCUCUUCCUCCCGGCCCGAGCGCCCGCAGAACCCGUCCCGGUCCGACCUGGCGCCCCGCCGGGCGUCCCGGUCGGGCCGUGGCCGGCGGACCUCCUCGCCGCCGCCGCUGCUCCCCGACCCGCCGGCCCCUCUCCCCGCCCUGCCGGCGCCCCCUCCCUCCGCCGCCCACGCCCCCCCGCCGUCGUCCUCCUCGGUGUCCUCGCCCUCGGGGGUCUCCUUCACCCCCGGGGCCCCCCAGCCCGCCUCCGUGGCCUCAGCGAGUGCCAAACUGCAGUACCAGAGGCUGCGCGGCGGGCCCCCGCGGCGCCCCCCCUCGCCCCACCCCCCGCUGAAGGCCCGCAGCCUGUGCUCCCGGAGGGGCUCGGCCCAGUUCUCCAGCGUGGAGAGCGAGGUGUGA